GUCUCGACGCUGCUUUUCCUACUAGCAGCCUGGCUAGUGUUGUCCAUUGGCUCGUGCGUUUCAUUUGAAUUUUGCUGCUGCUGUUGCAGCCGCGCACGGAAGAAGAGGAGACGGAAAUUUGAGCAAGAGCAACGGCGUUUUCGAGACCAAGUCGCGCAGAAUGAUUAUGAAUACUCGGUGCUGCUCAUGAGUCUGGCGGAUUUGAUCUUGCAACCAGACUUGCUAGUCAGCCUAUGCUUGUUAAAGAGUUGUGUGAGAUCCACUGACCGUGUGAAGGAAACAGAAGUUCUGAUGCAAGCAUUUAUCUUGCGAAGCCAGCUGCCUUUGUUGGAGAGUGAGCGUCAGGGAACUCGAUUUGUCUUCAAGCUCAUGGCUACGGAAUACUCUGAAGGAAUCGCAAGCUCCAAAGGGAGUGGAUCGAUCUUCCAGCGCCGAAAGUUUUUAGUGCGGCAUAGUGCGGCUAGUAUGGCGCUUGCUUGCUUCUAUCCAGUCUCUGAGCUUGAGGCUCAGCUCGACAAGCUCACCCAACACAUUGCAGCACUGCCUGUUGAGAUCGUGAUCUUGUGUCGAGCGUGUGCCAAGUUGUGUAGUGGAGAAGACGACAACCAAAACCGUGAAAUGGAGUUGGAUGCGGUGCACCUCGUCUUCUUCAACCACUUCAUAGGUCCAGCGUUGCUAUUCCCACGAGAGUGCGCAAUUGCUGCAUGCCAACGCAAGUACAAGGAGGUGCUGGAGACUAUUUCUUGGUCUUCAAUAGUCGCCAGCUCUUACGACCCUAGCGAGCCAAAAUCUGACGUCGACUGCGAGCUCAUGGGCAUGUGUCUUAUGAACAUCCACAGUUUGUUGGACAGCUACUUCCCCGAAUUCCAAAGGACACUGCUCCGGGUGCAAACUUUAUCGAACUCGGAGCAGACAGAAGCCACGAUAGCCCGUAUCACU
Molecule: messenger RNA, 939 nt
Organism: Phytophthora sojae
Lineage: Eukaryota; Oomycota; Peronosporomycetes; Peronosporales; Peronosporaceae
Exons: 3
Source: RefSeq, a predicted model, not a curated record